UGCGUGUUGUAAACUCUGGCGGGAACUCGAUGUGCGCGUGACCUCGCAUAGUUCGCUCUGAGGUAAUUUAGCCUUUGUACCGCGAGCUGUGGCGGCGUUUACUGUGAACUGUCUCAGCUAAACAAAAAUAUAAAUAAACUGUUAGUCAUGAGUCGAAGGCUGAACUGUAUCGUUGCGGUUUGUCCGGACAUGGGAAUCGGGAAAAACGGAAAUCUACCCUGGCACCCGAUAAGACUGAGUAAUGAGUUCAAGCACUUUCAGAAGAUGACCAUGACUCCAAGUGUAGAAGGUAAAAAGAACGUGGUCAUCAUGGGCAGGAAGACGUGGUUCUCGAUACCGAAACAGAACCGACCUCUCAAGAACAGAAUCAACAUAGUCCUGAGCCGAGAACUGAAAAUGGUUCCUGAGGGGGCUCACUAUCUAGCACCUGACUUUACCUCUGCGCUAAAUCUACUAGAGACUCCAGAGUUCGAGGCGCAAGCAGAUCAAGUGUGGGUCAUUGGUGGGAGCUCGCUGUACAAGGAGGCAAUGGAGAGCUCGGCACCCCGACGUCUCUUUGUGACGAGGAUCUUGAAGCAGUUUGACUGCGACACGUUCAUUCCUAACAUCGAUCUAGACAAGUUCAGGCUCCUCCCUGAGUUCCCCGGAGUUCAGGCUGGGUUACAGGAGGAAAACGGGCUGCAGUAUGUAUUUGAAGUGUAUGAGUGUGUGGAAAAGUGAUGAGUGGUGCUGAAAGACCUUACACACCUGCUUAUUACUGAGAUGUGUGUGUGAGACGACUGCGUUUACUCAUAGGCACUAUUUCUGUAGCCAAGACCUUUCUGAAACCACAUCAUGGUAACUCUCUGAAAUUUAAGAUCAAAUGAUGUUCCAGCUGAAGAUAUGGUCUAGUUUCUCAACCAUUUAUAAAAUCAUUAUCUCUGCUUUUCAUCCUUGCCUUGUUGUGUCACUGCACUCAGAGCUU
Hemibagrus wyckioides is the source of this 964-nucleotide messenger RNA. It is a transcript of the gene dhfr, whose product is annotated as dihydrofolate reductase. Bases 148 to 720 code for a protein of 190 amino acids. Gene Ontology annotation, cellular component: mitochondrion. Gene Ontology annotation, molecular function: NADP binding; dihydrofolate reductase activity. The record is from RefSeq and is a predicted model, not a curated record. Lineage: Eukaryota; Metazoa; Chordata; Actinopteri; Siluriformes; Bagridae. The transcript is spliced from 6 exons. Gene Ontology annotation, biological process: folic acid metabolic process; tetrahydrofolate biosynthetic process; dihydrofolate metabolic process.